Molecule: messenger RNA, 1317 nt
Organism: Coffea eugenioides
Lineage: Eukaryota; Viridiplantae; Streptophyta; Magnoliopsida; Gentianales; Rubiaceae
Exons: 2
Coding region: 1-1317 (438 amino acids)
Source: RefSeq, a predicted model, not a curated record
AUGGGUGUUUGUGUGACUAAAAUGCAAGCAUAUGAUCAUUUGAAAGUGGUAGGCUUUAUCAAGGGUUAUAAUAAUUGGAUAGCACAUGGAGAACUUUCAAACUACUAUGAAGCCACAUCUAAUUCUGAAAAUACAUCAAUUGGGGUUUCAAAUGGGACUAAUGACAUGCAAGACUUGGUCCAUGAUGUAUUUGGGAUACCACAUGGAACAAAUGAAUUGAAUAGAGAAGGGGACUUUCCUGUUUCAGAGGCUGAAAUAUUUUACAAUUUGAUUGAUGAUUCUCAACAGGAUCUGUUGUCUUUGGGCCUUACAUUGUCUUUCAUUAUUCGUUUGCUUCACCUAAAAUGCCUUGGUAAGAUGAGUAACAAGAUUUUUAAUAUGCUUGUUGAGCUGUUGAGAGAAGCAUUUCCGGAGGCCAUGACUAAUUUGCCUUCUUCUUACUAUGAGGCUGAGAAAUUGAUGAAUACAUUGGGGCUGGGUUAUGAAAAGAUCGAUGCAUGUCCUAAUGAUUGUUCUCUUUAUUGGGGUAAUGCUGAAAAAAGAACUUCAUGUGAAACAUGUAACGAGCUUAGGUGGGUUGCUUCAGAAAAUGAUCCAACUGGUGAAAAAAGAAAAAUCCCUCAAAAAGUAUUGUGGCAUUUUCCUUUAAAUGCUAGAUUACAAAAACUAUUUAUGUCUUCUAAAAUUGCAUCUCAAAUGAGAUGGCAUGAGGAAAAACGUACAAAAGAUGGUUGUAUGAGACAUCCAGCUGAUUCUCCAGCUUGGAAAACUUUUGACCAUCUACAUCUAGAAUUUGCUAAGGAUUGUCGAAAUGUUAGAUUGGGGUUGGCAUUUGAUGGGUUUAAUCCAUUCAACAACAUGAGUUCUACACACAGUACUUGGCCUGUGGUUUUAAUACCAUAUAACUUACCUCCGUGGAUGUGUAUGAAGCAACCGUACUUCAUGUUGUCCUUGUUAAUACCCGGACCAUCCUCUCCUGGGAAUAAUAUUGAUGUUUAUCUACAGCCUCUAGUUAAAGAAUUGACCGAAUUGUGGGAUUUUGGCAUUCGAACUUAUGAUGCAUCCCAAAAAGAAAAUUUUCAAUUGCAUGCAGCUCUGUUGUGGACCAUUAGUGAUUUUCCUGGAUAUGCAAUGUUAUCUGGGUGGAGCACUAAAGGUGAAUAUGCUUGUCCUGUUUGUCACAAGUUCACUCAUGCUCGACGGUUGACUCAUAGUUUCAAGCAUUGCUAUAUGGGUCAUCGUAGAUUCUUAGAUAGUAAGCAUAAAUUUAGAAAGCAAGCCCAAUUGUUUGAUGGCACCGAAGAAUAUGGAAAGUGA